Molecule: messenger RNA, 3194 nt
Organism: Porites evermanni
Lineage: Eukaryota; Metazoa; Cnidaria; Anthozoa; Scleractinia; Poritidae
Source: the annotation of a GenBank genome assembly
GAUACAUGUUCUGUUGAUCCCGAUGACCGUACUGACUGCGGGUGGUAUGGCAUUGAUGAGGAGACAUGUGAGGGCAGAGGUUGUUGCUGGGACGAGAAUUACGCGUACGCAUUAUGGUGCUUCUAUCCCAAAGGUUAGUGCUAAACCAUUUAACGGCAACAAUAAAGAAUGUAGAAGAAGGAAUACUCGUGGUGAUAGCAAGGGAGAGGGGGAGGGUGGUCGAGGGGGACUUAGGUACAAUAAUAGAGAGAUUUAGAUUCGAGGACGAGGACGACUACGAGGUCAAAAUUGAGUUCUAAGUUUUCUCCCCUGUUCUUUAAAAAUAAGCUCCCUGGAAAAUUGUACUUUCUUUUUUUCACCACCAAAGUUAGCUCGCUUAUUUCCGUUGAGGGAGGUUAAGCCGUCUUCCGAUCGCCGCUAAAUGAUAAAAUUCCUAACAUUUGAUAACUUGUUUUCGCCACUACGACUCAUUCACUUCUCACUAAAACUCGUAGGAGAAUAACGAUGGCUAACACAUUUUCCCGCCAAAACGAUGUUGGUUCGCGUGCACACUCUUUAGUAUUGAGGAAAUCUCGUUCUCGUAGUCGUCCUCGUCUUAGAAUCUAAAGCUGUCUAGUUUCGGGAAGGUGCGAAGACAAAAUUUGUGUUGGAGGCAUCUUCACGAUAGAAAUCUUAUUGUGGCCAUUUUGGGAAUGACUUCGAAAGGGCAAUUCUUGGGAGCUGAAAAAACGUACAAUAUCGAUGUGAAAAAAGCUUAAGUGGUGGGUAUGAUUAAGCUUAAGAACACUUUUCGCCACCCUGCCAACAGAAUCUUUCUUUCGCUUACUCGAUUUGGCAUACUCGAGAAAGACUCUGCACGAAUCGUGUAAGAUCUUUGUUGAGGAUGCGCUGCAUGUAGCCUCCCACGUAUGCGUUUUAAAGGAAUGGUGCAUGUUGCUAGGAUACAGUUUCGAACCCAGGCCUAAUAGACGUGCGCUUGGUACAGAGGGCUCGGUUUUGACCUUCCGCUUAUACAGCGUUUUCACAUGACGUCACGGCGGCCAUACUAGGGAGCUUAAGCAAAGACGUUUUUGAGCAACGCACGACGUCAGGUAGAAGUGAGGUAUUUUACUUCUCGAUACUUCGGUGGAGCGCGAAGUAAAGCAUCCGCGACGCCCAGGAAUGUCCCAAAGUUGCUUUUUUUGGGACAAGGUUGGGCACGCAAAGUCCGAAGGUCUUCGGUCUGGAUCGGCUAUUUGACGAAGUGAGGGCCGAAUUACUUUGGGAUAUCUCGAGAUCACUUCGAGUUCUCUGAUUUAUUAUUUAAUUUAUUCGUGGAAGAAAGAAUUAUGAUUUUGGCUUGCUUAGGGUUUAAACCGGCUAACGUGUGACCCGUCAUAUCAGAUAACACUCUCAACUGAGGGAUUAGCCGAUUGCGCCACUGCGACGCAAGGUAAUAUGAGAUGUGAAAAAUAGCCAUAAGUUAUGCACGAUGCACGAGAAAAGAUUCGGCAGGCAAGUUUGUUACUUGUCGGCUUGUUUCUUGGGUAUUUGACAUAGUGACGCUGUAAUGAGUUGGAGAUAUCGCGAGAUCACUUCUAGUUCUUUCGGCUUCAAUAAAUAUUUGAGGCGGAGCGUAAAGUAUUAGAGGAUUUGCGACGCUGAAGAAUGUCGUAAACUUGCAGUUUGCUUCCGAAGUGACGCCGGAAGUUGUUCGAGAUAUCUCGAAAUCAGUUUUCAGAAAGUCAAGAUUACAUAAGUUAUAUGCCUUCAUGGAAAACAUUUUGGGGUCAGAAAUGCGUAUAAAGUUUGAGAGUGAAGAGAUUUUGAUUACUGGAGAUUAUUGCAGCAAGAGCGAUUCAAAACAGGAAGGUCGAGGGUAAGGAACGGUCGUUUGCGUUGCGUGUAGACGAAUCGAUUCGGAAAGCGAUAGAUUGUCAACAAGGAGAAGCAAAACGCAGUUACCGUGGUUUAGUAACCUUUCUGAUAAGCAUCAUCAUCAUUGUUCUUCUUUUAGUUUUGUUUGGAAGGGUAGGUUUUUUUUACUUGUUUUAGUAUUGUGUGUUAUUGUUUUUCAUAAAGCUUAUGUUGCGAUGUUGUGGAGAUUGUGCAUUUUCAGCAAGUUUUGUAAGGGAGUGACUGAUGUUAUUCAUCUGCUGGAGAAGGUGUGGAGUUAACUAUCCACAAGGAAAGUGUUUUUGAAGAGGAAACAAGGGAACUGAGAUCUCGUCGUGCGCAAUUUAUUUAUGACAAAUCAUAAUCGAAACGCGGGGUCAUGCACCUAGCAGACUUCCGAUGAAGAAGUUAAAGCGACAGGUUCACAGUUAAGCGCAUGCUCAUUAAUCAAAUUACUUUCUUCCAAUUUAUUAUUAAUUCUAUCGGUUAAUAAUCCCACUCACAUGUAUCUCAGCGAUCUCAGAGUGUAUUUCCAAACAAUGAAACGGCGGUCAUUUUGGUGUUCCAAACAAAUCCUGUGGGAGUUGAACACUUUUCUUCUGUGAACGACUCCGUUUGUUCCAAUUAUUUGCAUGGAUGCUGGACACGUGCGUGAAAACGCUCUAGAAACAACUGAUCCUACUGGAACAUCGGAAGAAAAACAUGAUGUGUAGAGGAGAGAAAAAAAUCCAUCAAGGCACAAGGAUAAGAAGGACCUCAAGUCUAUUCUUGAGCUACAACUCACAUUCGUACUCGGACCUUUGAAGUAAAAUAUCACAGGAGAUCCAAUACUUAACAACUUCCGCCGACUAAUCUUAGGCGAUAAAAAGAGAAAAAAAUGAAGAACACUUCUGCCGGCUACGUUAAAAAAAUUACCUAUGGCAAUUCUUACAUUUUGCAAUCAUAAAAUAUGCACAAGCAUCUAAUUUCUUGCGUUGGCAAAUCUCAUUUUUUCGCUUUUUCUCGCAGACAACAAGUGCUACGGAAUCAAGCCUGAAGAGCGUGAGGAAUGUGGCUAUUUUGGAAUUCAACGCUACGAAUGUGAAGUCGAUAACGACUGCUGUUGGGUUGAAAGUAUGAUUCCUUACGUUCCCUGGUGUUUUAAAGGCAAACUACCCAAGAAAGCACCACCUACAGCACCUUCCAAUAUAACCACUGUUGAACCAACUGAGGUGCCUUCUAAUGUAACAACUGCCGCACCAACUACAGCAUCUUCGAAUCAAACAGCCGCAGCACUUGCUGAAGACGAGCAGGCAUUUGAAGAGGCACAUACUGCAUAG